Molecule: messenger RNA, 455 nt
Organism: Amphimedon queenslandica
Lineage: Eukaryota; Metazoa; Porifera; Demospongiae; Haplosclerida; Niphatidae
Product: synembryn-A-like
Exons: 3
Coding region: 37-354 (105 amino acids)
Biological process (GO): G protein-coupled receptor signaling pathway
Cellular component (GO): cytoplasm
Molecular function (GO): G-protein alpha-subunit binding; guanyl-nucleotide exchange factor activity
Source: RefSeq, a predicted model, not a curated record
AAGUACACAGGCUAUGGGAGAGCAGCUGGUCUAUUGAUGUCACGUGGGUUACUGGGAGGGGGGACGUCUCCCGGCCAGUCAAAUUACUCGAGUGACGAGGAAGAUUCUGACACUGAAGAAUACAUGCAAUCCAAGUUGGACAUGAUGACAGGUGGACCUGCUAAAGAUGGAGCCUCAGCUCUUGAAGGAAUGACUGACGAAGAGAAGGAGAAAGAAGCAAGAGAGCUUCAUGAUCUUAUACAAAAAUUAAACGAGAAAGGCAUUAUUCAGAUGGCUCCACUAGGCAGUGACAACCAACCAAUCAAAUUACCUCCUCCACCACCUGAUGAUGACAAUGAUAGUGACCCUGAGUAAUAAUAGUCACAUGUAGACAUAACAGUUAUUAUUAUUACUAUUGUACUAUUACAAAUAAUUAUCAUUACACUUCAUUGAAAGGAGUUAAUGUUUCCUUGAAA